GACGACCCGAUCGGCCCGGGCGAGAUCUGCUGCCGCCGCGGCGCUUUCCAAAAGGGCGAGGGAUGUAGUGUCCGAUGAGGCCGCUGCGUUAAUCCAUCAUAAAUAUAAGUGUAAAGAUGAAGAAUGUCUGAGUAUGGGCACUGGAUGUUACAGGUGAAAGGAAGAUAAAGAGCAUGCAGUUGAGAUGGCAGUGAGACACAAGAAAGGACUGAAAGGCUCCAUUGAUGAUGUCCUAAGCGAUCUUCUUGCUGAUGAUGAUGAUAUUCCCCUUAAAUCUAGUAAGCCUGCCUUAUUUGUUAGCAGUGGAGGGAGACCCAGAGGAAUUGCCUCACAGGUCAACAAAAAGAGCCUUCUGGACGAUGACUUCUUUAGUAAAAUGUCUCACGAGAAGGAGGCAGUGGCAGAGGAUCCUGAUAUCUCAGAUGUAGACCCAGAUGAUCUUCUAGAGACCUUGAAGGAUAUGGAUGCCAUGGAAGCAGAUCUUUUGGGCAUUAAAAAAACAAAUUCUGGACCUAUUCAGAAACCCAUAAAGGAUGCAGAGAAAUCUCAGCCUUUAAUUGAGCCAGCAGUUGCUAAGAAAGCAGUAGUUAAUGAGAGAGGGGAUUCUGUAAGUGGAAUGGAUAAGAAGCCAAGUACUGUUGCUGCCACAUCCAAACAGCUGAAACAGAAGUUGUCCUUUGAAGAUAUAGAUGACCCUUUGGCUGGCCUUUUGUCCGAUGAGGAAGAGGACAUGGUGAAGAAGGUAUAUUCCUCUGGUAUUAAAAGUUCUCCAGAAACUAAUGCUGGAACGCCUAAAGAGAAAGGAACGCCUCUGCCUGCCACACCUGGCCGUGCUGCUGUUGCCCCUGAGCGGAAAAAGGAGGAGCUGGUAUUUGAGGAUGAUGGGCAUGACCUCAUGGACGCUCUGGGGUUUGGUGACAGUUCAAAGGCAGAGAUGAAAGCUGGCAGAAAGGGCGAAGAGGGGGAGCCUCGUCCUGCUCGAUCCAUGCUGGAUGAAUUGCUGGGAAGAGGAACAGCUACAAAACCUCUAGAGCGGCCAAGCAUAGGAGAAGCCAAGGAGUUCAAACUGGAUAAGAAAUACAAAAAGCAAGCAGAUAAGGAAGAUAUUUGGGGAGAUGAGUUCACUUUUGGAGCCUACCAGCCCACUGUGGCCUCUGCUCCAGAAGGACGGCAGUCAAGACGCCAGUCUGUCAGAUUUUCCUCUGAGAACCUCAGUGAGUUGAAAACAGACCAGAGAUCCAAGCCUUCCACCCCAGUAUCUGCUAGCCCUAUCCGCAGCAAGGCUGGAGCUGAUUGGCUGGGAUUGAAAGAUGAAGAUUUUGACUCGCCACCUCCUUCUCUGCCGAAGGAAUUUAGCAAAGGCAACAUAAGAGGAGGUGCUACAGAUAUGUCCCAUAGUCCUUCCAAUGAUGAGCAUCCUCUCCCGACAAGAUCGAAGCCAGCUAUUGAAGAAAGAACACAGAAUCCUGAACCCACGAAAGACGAUGGUGACAGCUGGCUGAGUAACAUCUUAUCUCAGAAGAAAUCUCAAGCACAGGAGAAGGUGGAGGAGGAGAAAGCUGAACCCCCAGACCCAGUGAGCUAUGGAGAGGAGGUGGCUCCUGUCCCUCUCUCCAGCCACCCUGCUACUUCCACACAAAAGCAGUCAAGUGUGCAUACACAUAGGGUUCCCACACUGAAAGAAUCUGGGCCUUCCAUGACAUUGUUAAAUGCUCAAGAACAAGCUGCUCCCGUUGUUUUAUCCAGUUCUAGGAAAGGAACUCCCUUUGGAGAUAUCAUCAAGGAAGCACCUGUAGCUUCUUUGCAAAGAGCCCAAGAAGAGCUCCAGAUUCCAGCAGUCACCCAGGACAAGCUUCUACACUCAGAACACCCUCCAUUAUGUUUACCCAGUACCAGUGAGAAUGAGAAAAAACUGGCCCGUGUGCAAGCGCAACUGCGAGAGAGUGUUGCAAGCUACCAGGCAGAGCUCUUGAGUGCCCAGACUCGCCUUGCCGAACUGGAAGGCCAGGUACGUCGACUGGAACUGGAGAAGCAUCAGCAAAAACUGUUGCUGGAAAGUCUGCAGCAGCGUUACCAAGAUGACUUGGAACUCGUUGAGAACGCUCACAGGAAUCGCUUAAAGGUAAUUGAGGACUCAUACCGCCAGCGGGAGGAGCACUUCCGGCAAGAGAACCAAGAACUGGCCGAGCGGUACCUCUCCCACUGCCAGAGUGCAGAGCAAGCCAAAUCAGAGCUCUUGGCCCAACAUCAGCGCAGACUCACUGAGGUGGAGCAGGAGAAGGUCAAGGAGAUCGAUAGGCUCCGGGAGCUUCAGCGGUUGUCCAUCCUGCAGAUGCAAAAAGACCAUGAGGAGCAACUACAGCGGUUGAAACGACUGAAGGAUCAGGAGAUUGACGCUGUAACCAGCGCCACCUCAUACACCAGGUCUUUGAAUAGCAUCAUUGACCAGAUGGAGCAAUUCUCUAGCAACCUGAAUGAUCUCUCCAGUAAAGUGGAGGCCACCCACCACACUACAUCCCAAGGGCUGGAGAUUGGCACCCGCCAAAGAGAGGAACAACACCGGGUACUGCAAGAUCGUCUGGCCCGUCAACAGAGGGACAUGGAAGAAGAACGAGGCCGGCUGCAAGCAGUCAUCUCUAAAAUGGAGGCCAGGCUGAAUGAGCAGACCCGCCUCCUGGAGCAGGAACGCUGGAGAGUGACAGGAGAGCAAUCUAAAGCAGCGUCCUUACAGCACUCCCUAGAAGAACAGAGAAGAGUCAUGACUCAGCAACUGGCCAUGGAAAGGGAAGAGCUGGAGAGGGCAAAGAAUGCUUUGCUAGAGGAGCAGAAAUCUGUGAUGCAGAAAUGCGCCGAGGAGCGUCACAAACUUGCUAUGGAAUGGUCUGAGUUUCACACCCAACAGAGGCUAAGUAAGGAGCGCACUGAGCGGGAAGUGGACCGAGCUCUUCAAAUUGAUUCCCAACGAGAAGGGGCCAUCAUGAGCCUUGCAAAGGAACAAGCAGACCUGAAAAUUAGAGCCAAUGAGCUGAGAUCCAAGGAGGAGCAACUGGCAAGAGAGCAGGAGAUUCUCGAGCAAGAGAAGCAGCAGCUGAGAUUGGAAAAGGAAAGAGUAAACGCGGCGGCAUUGAACAUCAAACAGAGGGCAGAGGAAAUAGAAAGUAUGAGUAAGCUAUCCUCACAGAGGUAUGAGGAGGGAGAGCAAGCCCUCCUGGAGGCGAGGAAGAUCGAGUCAGAGCAUCAGGCAAGGCUGCGUGCCGUGCAGCAGCAGAUGGAACGACUCAGGCAGCAGGAGGAAUAUUUGCACCAGGAACGCCUAAAUUUGUCACACCAAAGGAGGCAGCUUGAACAGCUGCGGGACAAUCUUCCAAGCAAUCCACUGUUGUUCCAGACCACAUCCCAGAUGCCAUUAUCAGGCGCGCAGGCCAACCUGAUAUCCAAUCUGCCAUAUUUGCCAGCUCCUGCUACUGACCUACCUAAAGUUGACCUAGGCAACUCUGAAGUGUCCCAGGAUCUUCUAAGGAUGAAACCAACAGACCUCUAUGCCAAACUGGUGCUACAUAAGCUUACAGCUGACAGGGACAAUGAUUUUUUGGAAGAGGAGCGAUUUUUCUUGGACACCCUGAAGAAAGCUUCAUACAAGACUUCCUCCCAAACUGUAUGAGAACUGAUGAGCCCUGGAGAUAGCACUAGCUAGACUGGGGUUUCCUUUAAUAAAGAUAUAUUUUGA
Messenger RNA from Eublepharis macularius, 3727 nucleotides. It is a transcript of the gene FBF1, whose product is annotated as Fas binding factor 1. Bases 185 to 3661 code for a protein of 1158 amino acids. The transcript is spliced from 30 exons. The record is from RefSeq and is a predicted model, not a curated record. Gene Ontology annotation, biological process: establishment of epithelial cell polarity; cilium assembly. Lineage: Eukaryota; Metazoa; Chordata; Lepidosauria; Squamata; Eublepharidae. Gene Ontology annotation, cellular component: ciliary basal body; ciliary transition fiber; centriole.